Messenger RNA from Rhipicephalus microplus (southern cattle tick), 1066 nucleotides. RefSeq lists its product as uncharacterized. The record is from RefSeq and is a predicted model, not a curated record. Lineage: Eukaryota; Metazoa; Arthropoda; Arachnida; Ixodida; Ixodidae.
ACUGUUUAAAACAGCGACGAAAAUUGGUUCUAAGGGUAGGUGCGACUUCGUAUUGUUUGUACGUGGCAUAAAAGACCUCCCACUCAUCAAGAAGGGCCCCUACGCCUCGUGCGUCGGUUUCAACAUGGCGAAAAUUAUUAGCCUUAGUCUACUGGCCUUUUGUGCGUUGCUUCUUCCUACAUAUGGACAAGAGGCGCAACCACAAUUAGCGGACCUAAAAACGGGAGGCGCAGGUGGCGGAUCUGCAGGUUCGGGUUCAACAUGGCUGCCCAGACCAGGUUUGGGAAGAGGUUGCCGGCGACGUCGGGAAAUUGUGAAGAGAUGCGUGAGCAGCAGCUGUGGUGAAUACAAAUGCUCAGAUCUCCACCGCUUUAGCCAGAGAGUGUGUACAGCUGACUGCCGAACCGGGUGCUUCUGCGCAUGGCCCUUCUUCAGAAACAAUGACGGACGUUGCGUACACUUCUGGCAGUGCUACACUUACAGGCGUCCCAGACGGCCGGCACUGUCUGGUAGCAUAGGCGGCGCAGUCGGACCGCAGCCUGGCGUGGACCAGGGGGAUGGUGUAUUGGGUGCUGGGUGGCCCACCACACCUGGCUUUGUGCCUGGUGGUGCCUGGGGAGGCCCGAGUGGCGUACCGAACAGUGGCUGGGGCUCUGCAUAUGGGCAAUAUCCCGGUGCCUGGGGCGGAGCGUCAUAUCCUCAAUAUCCUGGAAGCUGGAGUUCCCCAGUCGGCAAUGGGGUUUUCGGAGCAGGCAACGGGGGUUUCGCAGUUGGCAACGGAGGCCUCGGAAGUGGCUCCGGUGGUUUGGGAGUUGUGAGUGGUGGCGUCGCAGGUGGCAACGGUGGCUACGGAAUCGGUAGUGGGAGCUUCGGAGUUGGUGGCGGUAGCAGCGGGGUUUCGGCGAGUGGAGCCGGCAUCAGUGGAAGCACAAGCGGUGGCCUCGGCAGUAUUACUGGCAGCGGGGCUUUCGGAAAUGUCAACGCGGGCGCGACCAAUGUCAAAGUUCAAGGUUGAUGAGCAACAGCAUUUAUGAGUCCAGUGACCAUCACGAGCGAUUCUUUCAGC